Pseudoliparis swirei is the source of this 5292-nucleotide messenger RNA. Its product is annotated as oxysterol-binding protein 1-like. The coding region runs from base 128 to 2605 and encodes 825 amino acids. The record is from RefSeq and is a predicted model, not a curated record. Gene Ontology annotation, molecular function: sterol binding. Lineage: Eukaryota; Metazoa; Chordata; Actinopteri; Perciformes; Liparidae. Gene Ontology annotation, cellular component: membrane; cytosol; intracellular membrane-bounded organelle. The transcript has 21 exons.
CCCUUACUAAUACAUCCAGGAAAGUAGUGAGCAAAGCUAGCACUGCUGAGCCGACAUUGCUUCACCCGACACGACAUGCGCGACGUUAACAGCUGAAGUCUCGCACGUGAACCUACAGUCAGUCGUGAUGUCAGAGCCGAAGUCUCCUACUCCAUCCCCUGGAGACACGUACAAGGGUUGGCUUUUCAAAUGGACUAACUACAUUAAAGGCUACCAGAGACGCUGGUUUGUUCUGAGCAAUGGACUUUUGUCUUACUACAGGACCCAGGCAGAGAUGGGUCACACAUGCCGAGGCACCAUCAACUUGGCCACGGCCAAUAUUGCUGUGGAGGACUCGUGCAAUUUUGUUAUUUCCAACGGAGGUGCGCAGACCUACCACUUGAAGGCCAGCUCAGAAGUAGAGCGGCAGCGAUGGAUCACCGCUCUGGAGCUCGCCAAGGCAAAGGCCGUCCACAUGCAGGCUCAAUCUGAUGACUCGGGUGAUGACUGUCCUGCAGUGCCCGCCACCUCAGGACAGGGGGGAGGCUGCCGCAACUUAGAAAUCCAGUCCACACUUCGCACACUCGGCAGCAAGGUGGAGGACCUCAACACCUGCAAUGAUCUCAUUGUCAAGCAUGGGUCUGCACUCCAAAGGUCUUUGUCGGAACUGGAGGGGAUUCGUGUCGCAGGAGACAUGGGGGAAAAGAUGAGACAAGUUACAGAGAGAGCCACACUGUUCAGAAUCACCUCCAAUGCCAUGAUUAAUGCAUGUAGAGACUUCCUCUCCCUGGCCCAGAACCACAGUAAGCGCUGGCAGAAGGCCCUACAGGUUGAGCGAGACCAAAGGAUCCGGCUGGAGGAGACUCUGGAGCAGCUGGCCAAACAGCACAAUCACUUGGAAAGAGCGUUCAGAGGAGCCACAGUUCUCCCCCCCUCAUUCAGCAAUCCCGCCUUAGCUCACAAAGACAAAAAAGGCGAUGCCAGUGACGAGGAAGAUGACAAUGAGUUCUUCGAUGCGAUGGAAGAGCCAGCAGAGUUUAUCACCGUCCCUGCCGACCCCAAGUAUCACAGGAGAUCUGGCAGCAACGCCAGUGGGUUCAGCAGUGAGAUUGGCAUGGAAGAUCAGUCCGUAAAUUUUGAUGAACUGUCUUUGGCAUCCAACCCAGAGUCGCCGCAGCCCCUUGAGCUAGAGCCCGUUCGACAGAGGCGGACUCGUAUCCCCGACAAGCCCAACUAUUACCUCAAUCUGUGGAGCAUCAUGAAGAAUUGUAUUGGAAAGGAGCUCUCAAAGAUACCAAUGCCUGUGAAUUUCAAUGAGCCCCUCUCAAUGCUGCAACGUCUUUCUGAAGACCUGGAGUACUACGAGCUGCUGGAUAAGGCUUCUAAAAGUCAGAGCUCUCUGGAGCAGAUGUGUUAUGUAGCUGCUUUCACCGUCUCCUCCUACUCCACCACUGUCCACCGCACGGGGAAACCCUUCAAUCCUCUGCUGGGAGAAACGUUUGAGCUCGAUAGGCUAAAAGAAUGUGGCUACCGCUCCCUCUGUGAACAGGUGAGUCACCACCCACCUGCUGCUGCUCACCAUGCCAGCUCUGAAAAGGGCUGGACCCUCAGACAAGAGAUUACCCUGGCCAGCAAGUUUAGAGGAAAAUAUCUCUCCAUCAUGCCUUUGGGUUCUAUCCAGUGUUUAUUUGAAAAGAGCAACAAUCACUACUCUUGGAAGAAAGUGACGACAACUGUACACAACAUCAUUGUUGGAAAGUUAUGGAUUGACCAGUCAGGGGAGAUCGAUGUGGUGAACCACAAGACAGGAGAUCGCUGCCACCUUAAGUUUGCUCCCUAUAGUUACUUCUCCAGAGAUGUACCAAGAAAGGUAACGGGAGUCGUAACCGAUAAGGAUGGGAAGGCCCAUUACGUGCUUUCAGGAACCUGGGAUGAGAAGAUGGAGUUUUCCAGGAUAAUGCAGAGCAGUAAAGGCGAGAACGGCACCGAAGGCAAACAGAGGACCGUCUAUCAGACCCUCAAAGCCAAAGAAAUCUGGAGAAAGAACCCCUUACCCGAGGGAGCGGAGAACAUGUACUUCUUCUCCUCGCUGGCCUUGACGCUCAAUGAGGCUGAAGAGGGGGUGGCGCCGACGGACUGCCGACGGCGCCCUGACCAGAGGUUGAUGGAGGACGGCCGUUGGGACGAGGCGAACGCAGCGAAACAGCGGCUCGAAGAGAAACAGCGCAUCGUCCGCCGAGAAAGGGAGAGGGAGGCUUUCAAAGCAGCCAGCACGCCGGAGGAAGCUGUCACUGAGGAUUCAGUCAAUGAUUCACCCUCGAAAACUGAUGCAGUGGAGACUGGCACAGAAGCAAAUGAGGCUUUGGAUGAAACUGACACAGAGGACUCUCAUCCCCAUACACCUGUUGCAUCCCCUUAUGGACCAUCACUCUCCCCAUAUCUAAUGGAAGGCAAUGAAGGUCCUUAUGGAGCUCAAAUAAAAAGCACCCAUCCAGACAACUACCAAGCGAUGUGGUUUGAGAAGUUGGACGACCCCGUGUCCGGAGAGACCUUGCACGUCUACAAGGGCGGUUACUGGGAGGCGAAGGAACAAGGCGGCUGGGACGUGUGCCCUAAAAUCUUCUGAGUCGGCCUCUCGUCCUCAGUUGGUGUGCAAACCUGACAUCAGCUGGUCUUCAAUGUCUGCAGCUUCAACUGAUCACCCCACUCUGUUCCCCAGUGAUUUGCUCAGGGUUAAGGGCAUCUGGACUUCACCCUCAACGCAGGCACGAUGCACAUGGUAGCAUUGUUGUAACAUUGCAGCCGAUUAGUGUUCAGAAUUCCCUCUCACUGCCUCUCACACAGAUGUUUAUCUUUGUCCUCUGCUUGUUCUCUGUUGAGUCGCAGCCGGCAGAAGGUUAUUCUAAUAAUGUCCUCAUGCAUUUUCUUCAAAAGCACUAAUAACAAAAGCGUAAUUCAUCCAGAUGACGUCUUGCAGUAUACAAGGUUUGCUUGGAGAGUGAGCGGCUCCAGAACAUGUAAUUUAUGAGUUUGUUUUUUGUUGGGCACUCCCGAUUAUGACUCCUCUUGCACUGCAGUGAGUCAGUUUAACAUAAAAGAAAUUCACUAUACCAGUUUCAGAUCGCAUCAAAUGCAUUGGUGCGUGCGUUUCAGUGCUUCUGACAAAAGACGGAUGAAUACUGUUUCUUUAAGAAGUAAUUAAUGGUGUAUUUAAACAAUUAUCUCUGGACUGGUUUACAAUGCUAAGUGUCACAAACGCAAAGACGUGAUAUGUUUGCCUUUUUGAAUUUAUGGUAAAUUGCGGCGCUACUUACUUACCUGAAGUGAAACGACUCCGGAGGUGUACUAAAUCUACAUGUUAGCCUUUUUUAAUUUUUGUAAUUAACUAGUGAACAUUCAACAAUUUGUUUGUAGUAUUGUUUUUGGAACUUCCUCCCAAUUCCCCUGUAAAAUAUACAUAGUAGCUGUAAAGAGAUGUGAAAGUAGUUCCUUAUGAAUAUACCACUCCAUAUAUGUCCCCGGUCAAGUUUGGUUUGGCUGUUUGCAAAAGUAUUUGUGGGUCUACAAAGUCAUUACAUAUAUAUAAGCAGUUCUUUUCACGCUAAAAGAGUAAAUUGCCACAUGUAUUUUUUUUUUUUUAUUGAAUGAUUUAAAAAUGUUCAAUUUAGCACAUUAAGUUGAAUACAAUAUGUUCUUUAUAUGAUCCCAUUUUGAAUACUAUAUGAAUAAAAAUAGUGGUAAAAAGACGUGUACCAAUGAAAAUAUGAAGUAAAGAAAUUACCAAUGGCACCAUUUUUUUUUCCUUGUAUUUUGUCCUUCAAGAAUUAACUUUAUUAAUACUAAAUCCACUUUUUGAGUAAGUAAAUCACAUGUAUAGUCACUAAAUGACAUUCUAAAUUCUUCAUUGCAAAAAAAAAAGUAUAUUUAUUUUUUUAACGGUCAAAAAACCCUUAUUUCUGUCCUUCAAGAGCCAGUAAAUAUCAUCCCUUUUUUUAUGGUACACCAGUACUAGCGAGCCAGUACGAGCGAGGUCGCGGUCCCCCUGAUCUAUUGGAUAGCCGGCUGCAAUCUUUUUAAUUUGUGAAUGGGGCUCAAGCUAAAACGGGACAUUAAAUCACAGAUUAUAGAGUAAGAUUCUCGUGAGAUUAACUAAUCGGUGUUUAAAAAUAAAAUUCUGUUUUGAUUCUCCACUCAAGCACACUAUUUUCAGACUUGUAUUUUCACACCCAAUGUUUGUGCCCUCACUAAUACUUCGAUCCAUCAUUUAAAUUCUGCUAUUGAGGGUCAAGCUGAGCCAUGUGCUGAUCUCUACGGGCUUGAUGCUCAGUGAAUUCAAGGAAAAUGUAUUUUUGGUUUCCCUCAAAGUAUCGAUAAUAGCUUUAAUCUCGAUCUAGAAUAUUUUAGUCGUGUUAUUAUUGGAGUGUAGUUUUUUUAACACAGCAAUAAGAGUGCCUCGGUGUGUGCGUAUGGCAAAAAAAUGAAAUGUGUGAAACGAGAUUGCUAAAAUAGAAAUCUGUCGUAUUUUUCCACGUUGUCGUUUGUCAUAUGAAUGAAAGGACUGUAUGGUUGAUGGAAAAUCGAAAUUUCAAUAUAUAUUUAAGUGUACUUUAAACACUAAAAAUGAAGAUCAUAAAACAUGUUAUAUUUCUGUAAAUAGUAAAGUAAUUGUGAUAUUAACUCGUUAUAUUGAUAGAGAAUCAAAUGGCGGUGAUGCACUUUUGCUUUAUUUUUGUUGCUUUGUUCAUUGUAGUUUGCGCACUGCUGGAUGUAAACUGUCUAGCAGCUAGGAUAGCUUUAUUUAAAUUAUAUUAAUUUGUUUGGGUCUGAACCAUCCCUUCAUUUGAUUGACCGUUUCGGCAAACAUGUAAGUACAUGAAGAGUGUGAGGAAUGUACAGCUUGAUGCUACACUGUCUCUUAAGUUUAAGAUUUUACAGGUUUCCAUCUUUUAUGGCUCUUUCAACAUUAAGAUAAUCUUGAUUUUAAGUGUCGACCCUUUUCCAGCUAGGUUUGUUUUACCCUGCAAGGUAGGAGGAUGGUCACAAUGGCACAACUUCCCACAAUUCCCCAAAAUCUUGCCCUACUUGAUUUGACAAUUGGUCAACUUUUGAUGUUGGCUACUAAAGUGAUGAGUUUGUUCUGGAAACUUUUCCUGAGCCAUGUUAAAUAAUUGCAAAUAGACAUACAUUAGUUAUAAUGUACACAUUGACUCACUGUUCUACUGAGAGUACUUUUAACCUUUUGUGUCCUUUAAUGCAUUUUUUUUAGCAGAAUUGUCUUUAGGGACUGGCAAUAUUAAAGUCUGAAAGAAAAUA